AUGACAUCAUCAAUAAAGAAAAUAAGUGAAAUGAAUUCACAGGAAUUAAUUGAAAAAUAUGGAGGUAACGGAUAUUGGUGGUUUUAUGAACUAGUUUUAACCGUUGAAGAUGUGAAAAACGUUACAAAUGUCAUCCUUAAUGGCGGCAACAGAGCUCAACAUAAACUUGGAUUCGUUAGAAGUGAAAUAACAGAUGAUAGUAUCAAGGAAGUAGCUGAAAUGUUAAAAGUUGAUAAUUCAUUAACACACAUUGCGAUUGAAGAAACUCCAAUUAGUCACGAUAGUAUAAAGCUGCUGUGUGAUGCAUUAAAGAGUAAUAAAACAGUCUUGAUUUUAGAACUUUACUUUAUUAAUGUGACAGAUGAUGAUGUACAGGAACUAGCUGAAAUGUUAAAAUUUAAUAAAGCAUUGAGAGAACUUAGAAUGGAACGUAAUCAAAUUACUGAUCGUGGUGUUAAAAUGUUAGCUGAUGUAUUAAGCAAUCAUAAUAGUACACUGGUACUUUUAGCUCUUAGUUAUAAUAAAAUAACGGACGAUGGUGCAGCUGAAUUCAGUGAAAUGUUAAAAGUGAAUAAAACAUUCGAAGAACUUCAAAUUGGUGACAAUCAAAUUGGUGAUCAGGGUAUGAAAAUGUUAUGUGAUGUAUUGACGACAGGUGGUGGUGAUGGGGGUAAUCGUACACUUACAUUUUUAUAUAUGAAUCGUAAUCAAAUAACUGAUGAAAGUGUUGAUAAGAUUGUUGAAAUGAUAAUAGUGAAUGACAACUUGAAACGUUUACAUCUUGCUGAUAUGCAAAUCUCGGAAGCGGGGUUUGAUAGAAUAUAUACAGCAAGAGGGACGAAAUCUAUGCAAAUUAUUAAAUAA
Messenger RNA from Didymodactylos carnosus, 864 nucleotides. The record is from the annotation of a GenBank genome assembly. Lineage: Eukaryota; Metazoa; Rotifera; Eurotatoria; Philodinida; Philodinidae.